This is a messenger RNA of Rhodamnia argentea, 1193 nucleotides long. RefSeq lists its product as uncharacterized. The record is from RefSeq and is a predicted model, not a curated record. Bases 96 to 857 code for a protein of 253 amino acids. Lineage: Eukaryota; Viridiplantae; Streptophyta; Magnoliopsida; Myrtales; Myrtaceae. The transcript is spliced from 2 exons.
CUCGACGAGUACUUAAAUGGCUCUCCUUUGAAGAAAUGAAGCCAACACCAGACGAAUCCUCAAGAAACAAAGCUUAGCAGAAACCCAGUUCUCAGAUGUUGACCCCUUUCAUUUGUGGCGCUUUCCAUCCCGAAGAAGACGACCAGCUGUUCGACGGCACGAGCCCGAGGAGAUCAUCGAGGAGGAGCCACCACCAACACCAGAACAAGGAGAACAAGAACCCGUACUCGGCUCGCGGCCUCGACAAGUUCGAGGCCCUCCUGUCCGACCUCCAGGAGAAGCGGCAGAAGAUUUACACCCAGAAGGGCUCCAGCGACAUAUCCCUCGUCCGGUUCGCUUACACGAGCUCCAACGAUUGCGUGCCCAUAGUGGUCAAGAAGGACAAGGCUAACAAGACCAAGACCAGCGAUCCUGGCGCCACCGGGGACCAUGCCGCGCGAAAUUCGAGUGAUGUCAAGGAAGUGACUGAAAGGAAGGCGGAUGGUCCGGAUAAGAAGGCGAAAAACAAGAGCUUCGAGCAGGGAUUCAUGAGAUUGGAGAAUUGGAGGCGGCCCUCGUAUUACAUGCCGGCGGCUAUCCUCUUGAUUCUGCUGUUCUUGGCCUUCUUUGGGAGGUCGGUCGCGAUCCUGUGCACCUCGAUCGGGUGGUACAUAGUGCCUACUCUCAAAGCCAGGAGCUGGAAUAGUUCGCAAAAGCCAGCGACGGCGAAGAAGAAGGAACUUGGCCGAAGAUUGAGCGAAAACAAGAUGGUGAUCAACAACAACAGAAGGUCUUCCUCUCCUCCUACCAAUAGGAGCCACAAUAAUUCCGGGCCAGACAAGUCGCCCGACCGCCACGGUCACCACAAAAGCUGGUGAAGGACGGUCCGAAUUCGCUCGAUUCACAGUCCCUGCACAUUCUUUCUGUUCUUUUUCAGGUGUACAAAGAGCCUUUUGACUUCGCUGAUGCAUCAACCUUUUUAUGCACUCUCAGCUUCAUGUCGACAUGUGGGUCGGUUUUGAUCCGCCCGCUCGAACGGUUCAUUCUUCGUUGUGAUCUUGAUAAUCAGUGUAAAUUAUGAGCAUAUAGUUGAUGUAUUAGGACACAGAACACACCCCCAUGUCAUGUAAGAACUGUAAUGGCACGGUGGGUAUUGGUUAGAGUCCAGUGAGAAACUGCUGAUCAUCCAUGAAUGAUGGGAUUUUCACCUUUUU